Molecule: messenger RNA, 2949 nt
Organism: Brassica napus (rape)
Lineage: Eukaryota; Viridiplantae; Streptophyta; Magnoliopsida; Brassicales; Brassicaceae
Exons: 1
Coding region: 480-1094 (204 amino acids)
Biological process (GO): double fertilization forming a zygote and endosperm; regulation of double fertilization forming a zygote and endosperm; regulation of protein localization to cell surface
Cellular component (GO): vesicle; extracellular region
Source: RefSeq, a predicted model, not a curated record
AAAAGAUGAAGAAAACCAAAAACUAUAAUUAGAAACAUAACGUAUUAAGUUUAGAUUUCACAUGUUCAGAUUUGUUUUUCUCAUGGGGUUUAUAUUUAAAAUAUACAAGUAUGCUACAAAAUAUUUAAGUACAGGGUUUUCUAUUGUAAGAUAAAAGAUGUUACAGAGUUGAGUCAACUUAUUUAUUACAAAAAAAAAUAGCUAACACAUAUUUAUUUGAAAUAAUUCGUAAAAACGUAUAUGCAAUUUGAGUGAGUCGGUUUGUAAAGUGUAACACCUCCAUGUUUUCAAUUCAAAGAUUAAUUGUCAUAACAGUCACAGACGAAUGUAACUCUCCUGGUGAAUUUACCUACAAACUACGUUCAAGUUGAGAUAGCCUAUAAAUUGUUAGUUUCUUGUCCCACCAAAAUCAUCUAAUCAAGCAAUUCACUAUAUAUCCUUAAUAUUAUAAAUAAAAAUAUAAGGAAACAACAGGUGCAAUGGAAGGUAAGAUUGAAAUUAUCUUUUCCAUGGUUCUAGUCAUUGCCACUAUUCUUAUGAGGCCGGGGCUAGCCGAAGUCCAAACCACACCUCGAUUUCCUUCCAUUCCUGGUUCUCCCAUCGAUAUCACAAAGUGUUGGUCAUCACUUACCAGCAUUCAAGGUUGCGUAACGGAAAUCUACAAAUCUGUUGUAACGGGUAAGUUUGAAAACGUUGGACCAGCUUGCUGCAAGGCUUUUACGGAUGUUGAUGCAAAAUGUUGGCCAACAAUGUUUCCUCUGAACCCAUUGUUCCCUCCUCUUAUCAAGGAUGGUUGUUCACGCAUCAGCGGAGCUACACCAUCACACACAACACUCAAGUUUCCUGUGUUUCCUGGUUCUCCGGUCGAUCUCACAAAAUGUUUGUCAUCACUCGUCAGCGUUCAAGGUUGCGUAACUGAAAUCCACAAAUCGCUUCUCACAGGGAAGUUUGAUAAUGUUGGAGCUAUGUGUUGCAAGGCGUUUUUGGCUAUAGAUGCCAAAUGUUGGCCACAAAUGUUUCCGCUAAAUCCGUUCUUCCCUCCUCUUCUCAAAGAUGGAUGUUCUCGCAUUGCAGUCGCUCCCACACACAAAUGAAUUAACUAUAUGGAACCACUAUUCAAGAUGCUUAUCAUAGAUUAUACUUAAUUAUAUUCGAUUAUUCGAGAGUUCCAUUUAUCAUGGCUGCUCUAGGUUUUAUCUACACUAAUAUUAAAUUUUAAGUUUCUGUCAAAAUCUUACAGCUUUCAUCUAUUUUGAAACCAUUUAUUAUUAAGAAAAUCAUUAUUUCAGUAAGAGAUGUUUUCUGGUUUAAAAGUAGUAGAGCUUUUGAUCCCAACAAAUAUAUAAAUAUAAAUAAUUUGACUCGCAUUAGCUGCUAGCUAUCGCAAUUGAUCAUUUUCUUUUCAACAGCAUAGUUGCCUAAACCACAAUUUAGAGGUGGCUAAAAGAUUUUAAACUAUUCUUAAUUCUAGCUAUUAGUUCCAUAAACUCAAUGUAAAUUUGGAGAGUAUAAAAUGUUAUUAGAUAAAUUAUUGGAUGUUAUGUGUGGUAUAAUAGUAAUGCAUAGACGACGACACACAAAAUGUUGGCUCUACCAGACUACCACGUUAGACAUGGGAGAAAUUGUUCAAAAUCUCUUCCAUGACACAUUAUUUUGGCUCUACGUGCAAAUUGCAGUUCUUUUUAUGUCAGAAAAUAAUAUUUAAAAAUCAAGCAAAACAAAACUUGGCCAACUUGUUCCAUGUCGUACGACUUUUUAAGGUUUUCAAAACAAGAACGUGUUUUUUAUACGUCAAGUUCAAACGACAUGACAAGACAAAAGUUGGCAGUAGUUACAAAGUUAUUUUGGGAGUGCUAGGCCAUACUGGUCAGCUUUUUAGCAUCUUUUUGGCUUGAGCAAUAAUAAAUCUAAUCAAUGUUUACUUUAUAAUAUAUUACUUUAAUCAAGAUCUUCAGUAAUAACAAAAUCUAAGAAAAAAAUAAUAUAGUUACAAAGUUAUUAUUUUGGGAGUGCUAGACUAUAUUAGUUAAUCAGCAUCUUUUUGGCUUAAACAUACAUAAUGUGUACUCAGGGGCUGAGAAUCUGUCACUGGAUUGAUACUGUUAGAAUUAUAUAGAAAAAGUCGACUAAUAAUUUAGAUAUUGUAUAUUCAUGCAUAAUGUGUACUCAGGGGCGGAGAAUGCGUUACAAAUGAGCGAGAAAAACGUGAAGGGCAUAAGAAAAAAUGGCUCAAUCGGUGACAGCUUGUUAGUUGUUAGAGUAAAAAAAAAAUCUAAAUGUGAAAGUGUUCUAUAUAAUAAUAUACAACCUCUAAAAGCGGCGAAUGUGCAUCCCUUUUGCAUUUUUAACCAUAAUAUCGCAGUCAAAUAAAUAUUUACAAAGUUGAUCAGCUCCAAUCACAGAAACAAGCUCAGAUCUUCCUUCUGGGAUACGCUCAGAUCUUACGGUGCGGAGCCACCUGAGGAUUGGUCGUCUACUCCACCACCCCCUCCUCCUCCUUUGAACGCUUCUCCUCCAAACAACAUCGCUCCAGCUUCUAACGGCGCUGUUAAAAUGGAUACUUCUCCGUUGCCGGAUGCAGCUAAAAAUGGAUACUUCCUGCUUACAAGUCUUGUUCGGAGUAUGGACCAAUGAACGUGUGUGGUGAGAUAUUUCACAAUAGUAUGGACCAUAACGUGUUUGAUAUUUCACAAGUAUGGACCAUGGAAUUUGUAUGUGUGUGAUAUUUCACAAUAUUAUGGACCAUGGCAAGAUUGUUGCUCCAAAAUAAGUUGUAGUGAUGUGUUGUUGUUUUUUUUUCAAUUCAAAGAGUUGUAGAUAUGUGCUAGCUAUGUAACUUCAUCUGUUUAUUUUGUGCAAACUUCUCUUUUAGGGUUUAUAGUUAUAUGUUCCUUUUAUAACGGAUCUAAAUAAAUAGAUAUUUCUUAUGAAAUUAAAAUAAUAUAAUAU